AUGACGCCCACUGCUUACCCGACCAGACCCAGAACUCACGCCCUGCCGGACGCGAACAUCCUGACCAUGAGCGAGACCCUCGAGGCAGCGCAACGCAUGGCCGAGUCCGUCACCUGCCCCGUCGUCGCGGACUGCGCCAACGGGUUCGGCAACGCGAUCAACGUGAUGCGCACCGUCACCCAAUGCGAGCGCGCGGGCUUAGCAGGGGCCGCCGUGGAAGCGCGGACAGAUCCCGACUUCGUGGUCAUCGCCCGCACGGAGGCGUUCAUUGCUGGGCGGACAAAGCGCGAAGCCCUGGAGCGCGCGCGGGCGUACGCAGACGCGGGCGCCGAGGCCGUGCUCGUGCAUUCCAAGUCGGACUCGUUCGAGGAGUUGAGGGAGUUCGCCGCGGCGUGGGACCGCUCGUCGUCUUGUGUGCUUGUUGCGGUUCCAACGACUUAUGAGGGUAUCUCGGCGAGUGUGCUGUUUGAUACCGGGUUUAAAGUGGUUAUCUUCGCGAAUCAGGCGCUUCGAGCUGCGGUGAGGGCUAUGCAGGAUGCGAUGGUGGUGCUUCGGAGAGAGGUGCGUCCGGCUGCUGUGCGGGACUCGAUUGCGUCGUUGUCGGAGAUUUAUGGGCUUGUUGGGAUUAAUGAGCUGAGGGAAAGCGAGGAGCGAUUUCUACCGCGGCCUGCCUCUUCCCCAGUAACGAAUUGCGACGAGAACAAUCAUCAUGAGGAGCCGGCAGGCGAUAAGAGACAGGUGAUUUUAAAGCUUUGA
This is a messenger RNA of Aspergillus brunneoviolaceus CBS 621.78, 756 nucleotides long. Its product is annotated as Phosphoenolpyruvate/pyruvate domain-containing protein. The transcript has 2 exons. The coding region runs from base 1 to 756 and encodes 251 amino acids. Gene Ontology annotation, molecular function: catalytic activity. The record is from RefSeq and is a predicted model, not a curated record. NCBI's taxonomy places the organism in Eukaryota, Fungi, Ascomycota, Eurotiomycetes, Eurotiales, Aspergillaceae.